Molecule: messenger RNA, 2272 nt
Organism: Arachis stenosperma
Lineage: Eukaryota; Viridiplantae; Streptophyta; Magnoliopsida; Fabales; Fabaceae
Exons: 1
Coding region: 490-2181 (563 amino acids)
Biological process (GO): spliceosomal complex assembly; mRNA splicing, via spliceosome
Cellular component (GO): Prp19 complex; post-mRNA release spliceosomal complex; precatalytic spliceosome
Molecular function (GO): protein binding
Source: RefSeq, a predicted model, not a curated record
CCUCUCCCUCUCCCUCUCCGAGCUCUACCCCAGCCAGCGUCCAGCGCCGCUGUCGCCGACUCUUCUCCUCAGCCAGUGUCCAGCCCCGCCGUCGCUGAUCCUCUUCUCCUGGAUCCCUUCUCCUCACGUCGCCAGGUCUGCUCGGAGCUGCUAUUGGCGUCGCCGCCUCUGUCCUACUUGUCGUCGGCCGCCGUGAACUCGUGUCUCUGUCCUCUACGUCGAGCCCCCCUCUCUCUCUCUGUCAGAGUUCACUUUCCUUCCUCCCUCACCGUCACUUCCCUUCCUCCCUCUGCCGUCGCCAGCAAACUCUGCUGCCGGCACCGCAACGAACACCGCUUCCUUCAGAAACUUAACUGGAACAUAGGACAUGUGAAGUCCAAAGCAGCUGGACAAAGAAAGUGUAGCUGACUAAACCAACGCUUCAAAUUCCGUAACCGCCAUUUUCUUACAACAAAAUCCUUCGUUUUACUGCACCCUUCAACUGGGGCGAUGUCUUUGUCAAAAGAAGCAGAGCCAACGUUAGGUUACCUCACGCAUAAGGACACUGAGGUGAAGCUUCCACGGCCAACGAGGGUCAAGAACAAGACACCUGCUCUGAUUCAAAUCACAGCGGAGCAGAUUCUACGGGAGGCUCGGGAGCGGCAAGAGGCUGAGAUCCGCCCGCCAAAGCAGAAGAUCACCGACCCCACUGAGCUUGGCGAGUACCGCCUCCGCAAGCGCAAAGAGUUUGAGGAUCUAAUUCGGCGGGUGAGAUGGAACAUCGGCGUGUGGAUUAAGUAUGCAGAGUGGGAAGAGUCUCAGAAGGACUUGAAGCGAGCACGCUCCGUUUGGGAGAGAGCACUGGAAGUUGACUACAAGAACCACACCCUUUGGCUCAAGUAUGCAGAGAUGGAGAUGAAGAACAAGUUCAUCAACCAUGCACGCAAUGUGUGGGACCGUGCUGUCACCCUCCUACCGAGGGUCGACCAGUUAUGGUACAAGUAUAUACAUAUGGAGGAGAUGCUCGGCAAUGUCGCUGGCGCCAGACAGGUUUUCGAGCGGUGGAUGAAGUAUGUGGCAUUUGAGAAGCAGUAUGGUGAUAGGGAAGGGAUUGAAGAUGCUAUUGUUGGCAAAAGAAGGUUUCAGUAUGAAGAUGAAGUAAGGAAAAAUCCCUUGAACUAUGAUUCAUGGUUUGAUUAUAUAAGAUUGGAGGAGAGUGUGGGCAAUAAGGAAAGGAUCAGGGAGGUUUAUGAGAGAGCUAUAGCCAAUGUUCCUCCUGCAGAGGUGAAGCGAUUCUGGCAGCGAUACAUCUAUUUGUGGAUUAAUUAUGCACUCUACGAAGAGCUUGAUGCUGAAGAUGUGGAUCCAACAAGAGAUGUAUACAGGAAGUGUCUCAACUUGAUACCACACAGCAAGUUUUCAUUUGCAAAGAUAUGGCUUCUAGCGGCCCAGUUUGAAAUACGUCAGCUGAAUCUCAAGGGUGCUCGACAGAUAUUAGGAAAUGCCAUUGGAAAGGCUCCAAAAGACAAGAUUUUCAACAAGUAUAUAGAGAUAGAACUGCAGCUUGGUAACAUAGAUAGAUGCAGAAAACUAUAUGAAAAGUAUCUUGAGUGGUCGCCUCAAAAUUGCUAUGCUUGGAGCAAGUAUGCAGAAUUGGAGAGAUCUCUAUCUGAGACUGAUAGAGCUAGAGCAAUAUUCGAGCUUGCAAUCGCUCAACCAGCAUUGGAUAUGCCUGAGCUAUUGUGGAAGGCAUAUAUUGACUUUGAGACUGCAGAAGGGGAAUUUGAGAGAGCAAGAGUGCUUUAUGAAAGGCUUCUUAAUAGAACAAAGCACUUGAAGGUAUGGAUAAGCUAUGCAGAAUUUGAGGCACAGAACAGUUUAGACUUGAGAGAAGAAGAGCAAAAGAGGGAAUGCCUUCAGCGUGCUAGAAGGGUGUUUGAGGAGGAAAGGGAAAUGUUAUUGGAGAAAUGGCUCAACAUGGAGGCUGCUUCUGGGGAGGUUGGUGAUGUUAACUUAGUCCAGUCUAAGCUGCCCAAGAAGCUCAAGAAGAGAAGACAAGUUACUAGUGAAGAUGGUUCUGCCAGAAUUGAAGAAUUCAUAGACUAUUUGUUCCCUGAAGAAAUUCAGACGACUAAUCUUAAGAUCUUAGAAGCUUUUUCAUCUUUUGUCUUGUUUGUCACAUGUAUAUAUGUGUUCAAGUGAUUACGGAUGGGUCAUUGACUUAUUGUUAAAAUCGAAACUGUUGAAUACAAUUAUUGUAACUACAACUUAGCCAGUUAUGUCUUUAUAACAU